GAAGAAUCUUCCCCCUUAUGACGGUUUCAUCACGCGUCGCGACUCAACCCAGCGCUACCUGUCAAGUGGCCAACACCAUCAUUGCGUAUCGAAGAUGAGCAGACGGAAAGAAUCACGGGAUCCACUACGAGCGAGGACUUCACGCAUCAAAAAGCACACCGGCCAGCAGAAACAGAAGCGCAACUAUCCAGCAUGGUACAUUCGGCUUCUACGUUUGACUAUUACAGGGGAUAGAGAUGUGGAAGAGUACGACUUCGACGAGGACAUUUCUGAGUUGGAAGAGGACCCAGAUGAUGGCCCCGCAGAGGAACGCUUCUGUGACUGUGAUGGCGAGGAGGACCCCGAGUGUGUCUGCCAGAUUGAAGACCGAGAAUCCGAGAGAUCACACGAUGAUUCCGGGGCCGAGAAGAAAAAGGAAAAGGCAGAGUUGCGAGAAUACGACAGAACGAAGCAAGAUGAGGUUCGUGCUGCUUACCAGUCACUGAAGGAUAAGCGGCUGGUUCCCCAACAAAAUCCUGUUGAAUCUCUCGCUACAGGCUGGUUCGACUUGUUCAGCACCGAUCUCAUCGAUUUUUGCUACAUCACGGCAGCCAGCACCAAGCGCCGGUUUGACAUUGGAUAUCCCAUACAGGAGGACGGGAAAAUUGCCUCUGAGAGGCCGAAAGAUUGGGAUGGAAUCAUAUACUGCAGCAUCUAUAUCCAAGACGACGAGUUAUGCGAAUUUGAAUUCCCAGCCCCGAAAUACGCGAGCUUGGAACCUAUCACGCUGCGCUCUCACUAUGGAGGACAUAAAGUGUCCGUCAUCUUCAUAGGCAACGGCUACAUGAAAAUUACGCUCUCGCGGAAAUCCGUGUUCAUGGCCAGUCAUCGUCCAGUCUCGCCUGGUGCUCAGGAAUUUUUUGAGUUCUUCGGCAUCAUACGGGAUGAGGAAAAGGCUCGCGCGGAAGGGCUGGCAGCAGAAGAGAAGCGUGCGAGGGAACAGCCUCCGUCACCGCGUGAGACUUUCUUCGAGAUGUACCAUCCCAUGGGGUCGUGGAAUCAGUCAAGGUGGCUGUGA
Messenger RNA from Ilyonectria robusta, 1057 nucleotides. RefSeq lists its product as uncharacterized. The coding region runs from base 95 to 1057 and encodes 320 amino acids. NCBI's taxonomy places the organism in Eukaryota, Fungi, Ascomycota, Sordariomycetes, Hypocreales, Nectriaceae. The transcript has 2 exons. The record is from RefSeq and is a predicted model, not a curated record.